Molecule: messenger RNA, 1312 nt
Organism: Microbotryum saponariae
Lineage: Eukaryota; Fungi; Basidiomycota; Microbotryomycetes; Microbotryales; Microbotryaceae
Source: the annotation of a GenBank genome assembly
AUGGCAUCCUCAUCGUCCUCACCGCAAGCGAUCAUCUCGCCGAGCGUGUUGGCGUCCGACUUUGGCGAUCUGUCGAACGAGAUCAGGCGCAUGAUGAGCUGCGGCGCCGAAUGGGUUCACAUGGGUCAGUCGCCUCUCGAGUCUUCACCCCCUACUGGUCACAGCUCACAUCACAUUCUACUUUCCCCGGUCAGACGUCAUGGACGGGCAAGUCCCACUACGCUCCCCCGAAAGAGGGGACGACCCCAACGUCAUCGUCGCACCGAACUGAACCCCACCUCUCCACCCAGACACUUUGUGCCCAACAUCACCAUCGGCCCCCCCGUCUUCGCUUCGGUGCAAAAGACCGUCGAGAACGUCUUUAUGGAUUGCCACAUGAUGGUCGCCGAUCCCGCCAGGGCAAGUCUCUGGUCCGCGCCGGCCCCCACCUCGCGACUUGGGUUCGCCGAAGGAGACCGAGGGCCGUCGUCGCAACAGGGCUUGGGCGCUCUACUCGUUGACGAGAUCCUCAUGCUGAUCAUGGAGUGAAAUCAUCGAAUUUUAUGCAGUGGGUCAAGGAUGUCGCCGAUGCGGGCGGCAAGAGUUAUACGUUCCACUUGGAAGCCUUGUCUGAGCCAGGUCAGCGCGAAGAGUCAAAUUCUUCUUCCUGUCGCCUCUUCUCGCGAAUCCGCGCAACGUUAGCUGAUCCGGCUUCCUCGUUUCUUCAAAUCAUUUCGUCCACGCUAGAGAAAGCACAUGAACUGGUCCAGCUGAUCCAUUCGACGGGCAUGCGAGCCGCGGUCGCCAUCUCACCCGCGACGCCCUCAUCGGCCAUCUCGGACGCGCUGGGCAACUCGGUCGACAUGUUGCUCGUCAUGACCGUCGUUCCAGGUAGGUGGCUGUCGAGGCCCUGAAAUGGCUGUCCUGCGCGAGCUGAUUCUCCGACCUGGUGGAUGUUGGCCAUCUACAGGCAAAGGAGGACAAAAAUUCAUGCCCGAGUGCGUGCCCAAAGUCGCCGAAUUGCGCACACGAUUCCCCAACAAGGAUAUCCAGGUCGAUGGUGGUGUUGGGCCGGGGACGAUUGGAUGCUGUGCACGAGCAGGUCGGUCUCCUCCUUUCAACUGCUCCGGGACGAGCGAGGAACGGCAGUUUGAGGGCAGACCAUGCUCACCACUGCAUGCAUUCAUUCCCACCAGGCUCCAACGUCAUCGUUGCAGGUACGGCAUUGUUCGGUGCCAAGGAACCCAAACAGGUUAUUCAAGGGUUCAAGGAAGCGAUCGAGUCGAGUCGCGAGGGGUGGGGGACCGACAAGGCGUUGGCCAAGGAUGAGUAA